This is a messenger RNA of Tachysurus fulvidraco (yellow catfish), 1442 nucleotides long. RefSeq lists its product as uncharacterized. Gene Ontology annotation, molecular function: cysteine-type endopeptidase inhibitor activity. Gene Ontology annotation, biological process: negative regulation of endopeptidase activity. Gene Ontology annotation, cellular component: extracellular region. The coding region runs from base 11 to 1027 and encodes 338 amino acids. The transcript has 7 exons. NCBI's taxonomy places the organism in Eukaryota, Metazoa, Chordata, Actinopteri, Siluriformes, Bagridae. The record is from RefSeq and is a predicted model, not a curated record.
ACUGGGAAAAAUGAGAAAAAUACAGUUAAUCUCCCUGUCACUGAUAAGUUUAUACUUUCACAGUGUCACUACAUCUCCAGUACCAACAGGAUGCCAUGAUCCGAGUGUAGUGAAUGCAGCUGAGGUUGCACUGGACCAAAUUAAUGCAGCCAGAAAGGAAGGUUACAUCUUUUCUCUGAACAGAGUGUAUGAUGUUCUGCAAGAUGCAAAGGAGGAAGGAGGGAAGCUUUUACAACUGACAAUAGAUGUGCUGGAGACAAAGUGUCAUGUGAUAAGCAAAAAAAAAUGGAAGUCUUGUGAAAUCAAGGAUAUCACAAAUGUUCCAGUCUUCGGAAAGUGUGAUAUAUCUGUCUUCAUUCAAACCAACAUUACUUUACGGAAUUAUAGUUGCACCAUCCAGCAAGUUCCUGCUGCUGCCAUCGUUGACACAUGUCCAGAUUGUCCAACAACAGAGAGCCUGAACGAUCCAAUCGUAUCUGAGACAGCAAAACUUUCCCUCGAGAAAUUUAACAAAGAGACAACAAUGUCUAAUUACUUUAUUCUUCUGAAUAUAACAGGGGCUAAAAUGCAGUGGGUUGUUGGUCCAUCCUACUUUGUGGAGUUCAUCAUACAGGAAACAGACUGUUCCAAAACACUAACUGAUGUAGAUUGGAAUCAGUGCCAGCCAAUGAAUGGGACACAUAUGAAGGGCUUCUGUACUGGAUCACACAUUACUUUUGAUGAUGACUCUGAGGAGAAAAUGUCCAAAGAGGACAGCUGGAUCAGAGGAACACACACUUCUAUUGAAGAGGCUAAGAUAAAACUUUCCAACAAAGUCAGCUGUUCACUCUAUCAGCAAAUGCUUGAGAUUGAACCGGAGAACAGCCACAGGAUAACUAAAAUCCAUCCAGCCAACCAAGAUCUGUCUGGGUCUGUGCUGGUUCUGCCCCCUCCACCGCUCCCAGUGCCUCCCAGAAUACCAGCAACUGCUCCUAACUGCCCUGGAGAAAGGCACCACAACCUUGGACUAAAGUCACUGAAACUAUGAAUAAAAUAUCAUGUACCAAAGGUCACUCCAAACUUUAAAAUAAGAUUAAAAAAACAUACAGAAAAGAAAAUAAUAGCAGGCAGAGCUAUUCUGUAUAUCCACAUCCAGGUAUCUGAGGUAAAUAAAUAAAACCAAAGAUAAUUUAAGCACAAAAACGUUUAAAGCAUUAAAAACAUUUGUUAUCAGUGGUCACAGGGGUUUAGAACAAAAGGAUUCCUUUUGUCAUUUUUAUUCAUGCGUCUGGAGGUGAAAAACAAAUUUAAAUCUAGGAAUGUUUUAUAAAUAUGUAAAACUAAAAAAGGUAACAGCAUCAAGAUGAAACAAUACACACAGGUGAUUCAGCCGCACACACAGGUGAUUCAGCUGUAAAAGAAAAAUAUAAAUGAAGACUGCAAUAAAACAAAUUGUAAAAGUG